AUGAAUUACGCGGAGGUAGUGGUGAAUGAUAGAGGCAGUCCUGGUCUGUCAGCCUCGUCCUCUCCUCUAAACUUGAGUACAGUCAGUGAUCAUACUCACUGUAUUGCCCUCAUCACGAUGCAAUUGCUCGUCCUCCUGCUAUCUCACUUGGAGAGAGAAAAAAACUGGGGAAGAAAAGCUCUCUUUGUUGAAGGAGGCGCUCAUUCAUCCACCAGCUCACACAGCUAAGGGGGGAAAUUAAGAGCCCGCACGCAACGUUAAUAAGAUUUGUUUUUAAAGCAGCCACUUUAAGGAUCAGACAGCGAAACCAAAGGAUUCCGCUCGGGAUGGAGCGAUCUGCUUUUUGCAAUCAACCCCUGGAGGUAUCUCGGUUGGCACAGACGUCCUCGACAUGAACUCAUCUGCGCCGCUGCCUCCGCUCGCUGCUGCAACUUCUAUCCGAGGAGCGAGGGGUGCGUGCACGGAUGUCGGAGGAUCGUCUCCCGAAAUAAAGUUGAGCAAAACCACGAAAUGAAGUUGGAGUAACGCACGAAAAAAAAGGACUCGUCACGAAGUCAUUGUCGCUGGCUGUCUGAUUUUUUUUCCUGAUCACUGAACUAGAAAGGUUUUUACGCAGCAAGACUGGAAGAGUUCACUUAUUCUUAAGAGCGCAUCCUUUGGUUCUCAUUGCAACAUCAGUCUGGAGAGAAUGAGGAGUCGCUGGGUGAAGCAUGAGCUGUCAGAGAAUCAGUCAUAAGCGGCUGUCUCUGCUAUGGGAGGGGGCGGCUCUCAGCCUCUGGCUCUGCUGCUGCUGCAGCUGGACCUCCAGGGCCGCCGCCGCCGCUGGAGCCGCGGCCGCUGGACAAAGCCCCGGCGCCCCCGGCUCCCUGGGCUGGCUGCUGUCCGAUAAAGGGCCCUUCCACCAGUCCCUGGAGUUCACGGAGGCAGCGGAGAGGUACCAACAGGGCUUCAGCACAAGAUACAAGAUCUAUAGGGAGUUCGGUCGAUGGAAGGUCAACAGCCUGGCAGCGGAGAAGCGGGACGGUUUGGGUGGCACCGGCGGUUUGGCUCUGCCCCUCGACCCCGACUUCAUGCACACCAUCCGCCUGCUAGGGAGGCGGCCAACCCUCCUCUCAAUUACAGAGAAUCUAAUAAAGAAGUACGGCACUCACCUCCUCGUCUCCGCCACCCUCGGAGGGGAGGAGUCUUUGACGAUAUUUGUAGACAAAAGGAAACUCAGCCAGGAGCCUUCACCCUCAGGGCCCGAAGGUGGCUGGAGCAGCAACAAGUACUCGAAUGCCACGGGGACAGUGACCCUGGAAGCCCUCCACCAGCUGGCUGCGUCCUACUUCACCGACAGAGAGAGCACCCUGCGCAGGCUACACCACCUCCAGAUCGCAUCCACCGCUAUUAGGGUGACCGAAACCAGAACUGGCCCCCUCGGAUGCAGCAACUAUGACAAUCUGGACACAGUGAGCUCCGUGCUGGUUCACAGUCCAGAAAACAAGGUUCAGCUACAAGGGCUGCAGGUCAUCCUACCAGGCUACUUACAGAGCCGCUUCAUUCAGGCAGCUCUCAACUACAUUGGCUGUAAAUCUGAAGGCCGCUUUGUUUGCCAGAGCAGUGACUGCUGGUGUGAGUGCAGCUUGGACUUCCCGCAAUGUAACUGUCCUCACUCUGACUUGGACACUCUGGGAAACAACAUGCUGCGCAUCAGAGACACCUGGAGGCAGACCAACCAGGAGUUCGAGGAAUCCGAGGAGUUCCAAAGCUUUGUUGGGAAACUGCCAACCCAUUAUGCUGUAAACACAUCUGUCGUGGAACACUUGUGGAGGACGGAUGGCAGCCUGCUCCAGCGCUACAGGCAGCUGGAGACCAGCAGCAGCCAGCUUUUCGCCAAAGCCCGCCGCACCACUAACAAGCUCUUCAGCCUUAGCAGGAGGUGUCGGAAAAAGCCGAAAGUAAUCCUGCUGAGGCCGAGGCCCCUGCACUUCUGGUUGAGCUACGCUCUCUCCAUUUUAUACUGCAGUGAGAACAACCAAGUUGGUGUUUACAGCGAUGAGAGCCGCAGCUGCGCCUGCCCUUACAGCCAUCCACCUUGCCAGGGCCUCAUUCCCUGCUCUGUGGGCGAUGGUCCCCGCUGUGCCUCUUGUUCCACAGAGAACCGGACUCGGUGCUCCAGCUGUAACCCCAGUUUCACCCUGACCCAGGGAGCCUGCAGGCCUGCUGUGCCAGACCCCACAGACCCCUACCUGGGCUUGGAGAGUGACAGAGAUCUGCAGGAUCUGGAGCUGCGCUACCUGCUCGAGCGGCGCGACCCACGCAUCACUCUGCAUGCUGUGUUUGUGAGCAACGACGUCCGCAUAAACACGUGGUUCGAUCCCUCCUGGAGGAAAAGAAUGCUGCUCACCCUCAAGAGCAACCGGGUGAAGUCCAACCGCGUGCACAUGCUCCUUGGUCUCUCCUUGCAGUUUUGCCUGACCAGAAACAGCACUCUGGAGCCAGCACUGUCACUGUUUGUGAAUCCCUUUGGAGGCAGCCAUUCGGAGAGCUGGACCAUGCCUAUAGGUCAGCACGGAUACCCAGACUGGGAGCGGACCAAGCUGGAUAUCCCCCUGGACUGCUACAACUGGACACUGAACCUCGGAAACAGAUGGAAGAGCUUUUUCGAGACCGUUCAUUUUUACCUGAGAAGUCACAUGAGGGACUCUGUUGGACUCACAGGAGGAAACAAGAACAUGACUCUGUUCUAUGAGCCUCUGGAGGCGACAGAGCCGUCCAACAACAUCGGCUACAUGAAGGUGAACAGCAUGCAGCUGUUUGGAUACAGCGUGCACUUUGACCCCGAGGCCAUCCAGGACUUGAUUCUGCAGAUAGACUACCCGUAUACUCAGGGAUCACAGGACUCGGCCCUGCUGCAGCUGGUGGAGCUGCGCUACAGGGUGAACCGGCUCUCGCCUCCGGGGGCUCCGCACGUGGAUCUGUUCGCCUGUUUGCUCCGGCACAGACUCAAACUGUCCAGCGCAGACGUGACCAGGAUACUCACUGCCCUGCAAGCUUUCAGUAGCAGGCAACCAAACUACAUGGAGUAUGAGGCAAAUAAACUGUGUAGCUAAUGGCCUCUGGUUGAUGUUUUGUACCGUUUCCUCGCCACAGACAUGGCCUGUAUCCUUUGUGAACUGGAUCAAUUUGUGUCAAGUGUGUGGUUCGUUGUUUAAGGCUGUGCUGUACAUACAAAGUGUGCAAUUAAAUUUGAUGUUUUUCUAUCA
Mugil cephalus (flathead mullet) is the source of this 3248-nucleotide messenger RNA. Its product is annotated as BMP/retinoic acid-inducible neural-specific protein 3-like. Lineage: Eukaryota; Metazoa; Chordata; Actinopteri; Mugiliformes; Mugilidae. The record is from RefSeq and is a predicted model, not a curated record. Gene Ontology annotation, biological process: negative regulation of mitotic cell cycle; positive regulation of neuron differentiation. The transcript is spliced from 8 exons. The coding region runs from base 711 to 3095 and encodes 794 amino acids.